AUGGAUCCAGAGGAGCAGGUCGAGGCUCGGCGCGACAGGCAUGCCGGGACCAUCGAGGUACAGAGCGGCGCACAUGGCGAUGAUGGCCGGGAAGUUCCGACCGAAUCCUUCUUUUCUUGCGCGUUGCAGUAUCUGAUUCUCCAAACUCUUCACUCUCCGCAGCGAGAGGACGCCUCAGAGCGGGAUCCACAGCGGGGACCGGUCCGGCAGCGCAGCGCCAAUCAUUUGGCCCAUGUGCUGAUAACCCGGCGUUACCACUGGCUGCUGACCAUUCAGACGAGCCCGAUCCAUCCAGGGAACUAUAAAGAGGCCUUAAACUGGCUAAACAACUAA
Penicillium macrosclerotiorum is the source of this 333-nucleotide messenger RNA. RefSeq lists its product as uncharacterized. The coding region runs from base 1 to 333 and encodes 110 amino acids. The record is from RefSeq and is a predicted model, not a curated record. NCBI's taxonomy places the organism in Eukaryota, Fungi, Ascomycota, Eurotiomycetes, Eurotiales, Aspergillaceae. The transcript has a single exon.